This is a messenger RNA of Aspergillus brunneoviolaceus CBS 621.78, 1128 nucleotides long. RefSeq names its product putative haloacid dehalogenase-like hydrolase. Bases 26 to 1012 code for a protein of 328 amino acids. NCBI's taxonomy places the organism in Eukaryota, Fungi, Ascomycota, Eurotiomycetes, Eurotiales, Aspergillaceae. The record is from RefSeq and is a predicted model, not a curated record. The transcript has a single exon.
CACACCGACUCCAGCCUUACGAACCAUGCCUCCCAACCCCACCCCCGGCAAGUCGCGCACUCUCCUCCUCACGAUCGAUGCGUUUGGCACCAUCUUCCACCCCCGCGAACCCGUUCCCCAGCAAUACGCGUCCGCCGCGCACAAAUUCGGCCUCCCUCGCUCCACCGUCACCCCGAACCGCCUGCAAUCCGCCUUCAAGGCCGUCUUCAAAGCCCAAUCCAAAGCCCACCCCAACUACGGUCGCGCCCAAGCUCUGCGCGGCGAGUACGGCGGGCCGAGACAAUGGUGGGAAGAGGUGAUCCGGGGCAGCUUCGCCCGCGUUCUAGAUGCCCCUAGCUCUGCCACCGCUGCCGCCGACUCCUCGUCCCCCACCCCCACAAACAGCACAGUACCCGACGUCCUCGUCCAACACCUCCUCGACCGCUUCGCAUGCCAGGACGGCUACGCCCUCGACGCCAACGCCGACGCGUUCUUCACGCGACUCCGCCACAUCAAACGCACCAGGACGCGACUGGGCCCGUUCGAUCGCGUCGUGGUCGGCGUGGUGUCCAACUCCGAUGACCGGGUGCCGGCCGUGCUGGAGUCGCUGGGUUUGCGGGUGGGGAUGUGCCGGGCCGAUCAGGAUGUCUCGAGUACACGACUGCCGGGAUUCGAGAUGCGGGGGCGCGAUGAGUCCCGGGUCAACAAUGAAGCGGGCGACGAGCGGAUUUACGAUCUGGAUAUGGUGAUCACCAGCUACGCGGCGGGCGCGGAGAAGCCCAGCGCCGUCAUCUUCGAGGUGGCCCGGCGCCAAGCCAUGAAGCUGGUGGGCGCGAGUGAGGAUGGCAGCGAUACAAGCGAAUGGACGUGCGUGCACGUGGGCGACGACUACGACAAGGACUAUCGCGCGGCGAUCGAGGCCGGCUGGAAGGCUUUCUACAUUCCUCUCGGGGAGGACGCGAACCGGCCGUCCCAGGGAUCGAAGACGGCGUCGCUGGUGGACGUGCUCUCGGAGUUGCAGCGGUUCGAGUAGGGCGUAGUGGCUGUGCUGUAUACCCGGUAUUUAGCAGUAAUCCAAACCAGAGGCGGACGGAAGUAGAGUAUAAUUGCUCCCGUGUGAGUAGAUAGCUGCGAAUACGCACUCCGAAG